Molecule: messenger RNA, 1392 nt
Organism: Cannabis sativa
Lineage: Eukaryota; Viridiplantae; Streptophyta; Magnoliopsida; Rosales; Cannabaceae
Product: protein FAR1-RELATED SEQUENCE 5
Exons: 4
Coding region: 356-889 (177 amino acids)
Source: RefSeq, a predicted model, not a curated record
ACAAGUGGUGAGAGAGGAGUGGUUUAGAGUUUACAGUGUCAUCGUCAACCUGUAUACCCUGAUUCACCCUAUCAAACACCACCCACACAAAAUCACACAGCUUCAACACUGGUCUCUCUCUCUCCCGGGAUUCUGUGAUGCUGUAACGCCAUAUCCUAUUUCAAUUCUUCAACGGAAAUCCAUCUCCAUAACCACAACGCCUCCACGUAUCUAUCUUAACUGCCUCUGCCCUCCAAUCAAUCAAUUUUUGGCAGUGGAUUCAGAUGAGGGAGCUGAGGCAGUGGAGAGUUGUGGUGUGCAAGAGCAAGAGUUAGGGACAUAUGAAGGAGAUGGGAUUGUAGAACCUUAUGAGGGUAUGGCAUUUGAUUCUGAAGAUGCUGCCAAGAUAUUCUAUGAUGAGUAUGCGAGGCAGGUGGGGUUCGUCAUGCGUGUCAUGUCAUGUCGCCGUUCUGAAAGAGAUGGAAGAAUUCUUGCCCGUCGACUUGGGUGUAAUAAGGAAGGUCACUGUGUUAGUAUUCGAGGUAAAUUUGGGCCAGUUCGAAAGCCUCGACCCAGCACAAGAGAAGGUUGCAAGGCUAUGAUUCAUGUUAAGUAUGAUAAGUCUGGAAAAUGGGUGAUUACUAAAUUUGUAAAGGACCAUAAUCACCCACUUGUCUUCUCACCUCGUGAAGCUCGUCAAACAAUGGAUGAAAAAGAUAAGAAGAUUCAGGAAUUGACUGCAGAGCUGCGGAAUAAGAAGCGACUAUGCACUACAUAUCAAGAACAGCUUACUGCAUUUAUAAAAAUUGUUGAAGAACACAGUGAUCAGCUAUCCAAGAAAGUUCAAAAUGUAGUUAGCAAUCUUAAAGAAUUUGAAUCCGUGGACCAGGAUCUCUUACACCAUAGAUAAGCUCAAUCUUUUACUGGGCAUGGAUAUUUAAUGAUGUUUCUGUGAGGAGUAAAGACGUGAAACUCGAAAGAAUAGGGGUGGUCCAGGUGAUGUUAAUAGUUAAUUUGUCAAUGCAAGUGCAGGAAAAGAAAGAUUGUGGCUGCAGACAGGCAGAAGCACAAGCACAUUGUUUGCUGUGUCCAUGCUGAUGCUGGAAUCGAUAGCAGCCAUCGCCGAGAUGUUAGUGAUGGCCAACUUUUGUUAGCUGCAUUAACAACUUGCAAGAAAGCUCAGCUGGAACUGGGAAGAUGAAGGUUGACAUUCCCAAGUCCCAGAAGACUGAGACUCUUAACUGUGUAAUAUGAUUAGAUUGGCGGGAAGGGGCAUUGUGCUGUGGAUGGACAGGAAUUCACUUGAGUGCAAAGCAAAUAGACUGAAUUCGCUUGUAUUUUACAACAUUUUGUGCUAUUGAAAUCUGAAUGUUACAAUAAUCCACUUUCAGUUAAAAAUUGUCAAUUCUAGCA